AUGGCUGCUGUCCAGGCUCUGGGCGGAAUUUUGUGUGCGAAAAUUUUGGAAUAUUUCGACAAGAAGAAAAAAGGAAAUAAUUAUCUGCUCACGUUGAAAAAGUGUUCACGAGAUGACAAGCUUUGCCUUCAUAACUGGCGUUUCCCACUAGCUGGGUCGCUCAGGUUACAAGGGCCAUCAAGUGGCAAUGGUGCUGGCCGAUUGGAAGUACUACACAAAGGAUACUGGGGAACAAUCUGUGAUGAUGGAUGGGAUAUGAAAGAUGCUAAAGUCGCCUGUCGUCAACUUGGUUAUCAAGAUGUUGCAAGAACUCUUCAGAGGAACGAUUUUCCUUCUGGUUCUGGGCAUAUUUGGCUAGUUGCUCUUGAUUGUACUGGAAAGGAAGAAAAUAUUACAAGCUGUUAUCAUAAUGGUUGGGGGAUUCAUUCCUGCUCUCAUUCUCAAGAUGUUGGAGUAGAAUGUUCCAAAACAGAUUUUUCCACUACUCCUGUCAAACUGAGGUUACAAGGACCGUUAAGUGCAAAUGGCAUUGGUCGUGUUGAAGUAUUUUAUCAUGGAUAUUGGGGAACAAUCUGUGAUUAUGGCUGGGAUACUCAAGAUGCUAGAGUUGUAUGUCGUCAACUUGGUUAUGAUCUACUAGAUCAUGUACACAGUAGAACUCUUUACAGAAACCUGGUCCCUUCUGGUUCUGGACAGAUAUGGUUGGCACACGUAGCUUGUAAUGGAAAGGAAAAUAACAUUAGAAAUUGUUCUCAUAAUGGUUGGGGGGCUCAUAAAUAUUGUUCUCAUGCUAAGGACGCCGGAGUUGAAUGUUCCAGCACAGAGGUAUUGGUGAGAUUGCAGGGACCAAAAAGUGUAAAUGGUACUGGUCGUGUUGAAGUUUUUUAUAAUGGAAAAUGGGGAGCAAUCUGUACUAGUGGAUGGGAUGUAAGAGAUGCUCGGGUUGUAUGUCGCCAACUUGGGUAUAAAGAUGCUGUCAGGGCACUCACACGUCAUAGACAGGUUCCUUCUGGGUCGGGACAAAUCUGGCUGACUUACGUCGAUUGCAAUGGGAAGGAACAAAAUAUAACAAGUUGUGACCACAAUGGUUGGGGUUUGCAAUAUUGCUCUAAUAGAAAUGCCGGAGUUGAAUGUACUAGAACAGAUUUGUCAGCUAUGCCUGUUUUCCUCCGGUUGCAAGGACCAUUGAGUACAAAUGGCACAGGUCGUGUUGAAGUAUUUUAUCAUGGACAUUGGGGGACAAUCUGUAAUUAUGGAUGGGAUUUAAGAGAUGCGAGAGUUGUAUGUCGUCAACUUGGUUAUAAAGACGCUGUCAGAACACUUCGAAGGACCACUUUUCCUAAAGGUUCAGGUGAUAUAUGGUUAUCUCACGUCGCUUGUAGUGGGAAAGAACAAAACAUCACGAGUUGUACCCACCGAGUUUGGGGAGAUCAUUAUUGUUCUCAUAGCCAAGACGCUGGAGUGGAAUGUUCCACAACUGAUUUUGCAGACGAGGCUGUGAAAAUAAGACUUCAAGGACCGCUGAGUGCAAAUGGUACUGGACGCGUUGAAGUAUUCUAUCAUGGACAUUGGGGAACAAUCUGUGAUGAUGGUUGGGACAUGAGAGAUGCUAGGGUUGUUUGUCGUCAACUUGGUUAUGAUCUAGAUCAUUCAUAUGCUAGGACACUUCCACGGUACCUUGUUCCUCCCGGUACAGGACAAAUAUGGUUCUCUUACGUUUCUUGCACUGGGGAAGAACAGGACUUAACAAGGUGUUCUCAUAAUGCUUUGGCAAACGAUUUUUGUUCUCACUCUCAUGAUGCUGGUGUAGAAUGUACUUCAAAAGGUAUUUUUAUGGAUUACAAUUAUUUCUAUUGUGAGAAUUGUAUAUAA
Dendronephthya gigantea is the source of this 1872-nucleotide messenger RNA. Its product is annotated as deleted in malignant brain tumors 1 protein-like. The record is from RefSeq and is a predicted model, not a curated record. Lineage: Eukaryota; Metazoa; Cnidaria; Anthozoa; Malacalcyonacea; Nephtheidae. The coding region runs from base 1 to 1872 and encodes 623 amino acids. The transcript has 7 exons. Gene Ontology annotation, cellular component: membrane.